This is a messenger RNA of Fusarium proliferatum ET1, 4770 nucleotides long. RefSeq lists its product as uncharacterized. The record is from RefSeq and is a predicted model, not a curated record. NCBI's taxonomy places the organism in Eukaryota, Fungi, Ascomycota, Sordariomycetes, Hypocreales, Nectriaceae. Gene Ontology annotation, molecular function: protein kinase activity; ATP binding. The coding region runs from base 1 to 4770 and encodes 1589 amino acids. The transcript has 5 exons. Gene Ontology annotation, biological process: protein phosphorylation.
AUGGGUACUGUAAAUGAUAGUUAUCUCCAGUGCGCGGCGUCAUUCAGCCUCCUAGUCAAGGUUCUGAAGAUUUCAUCUCAUAGCUUUACUGGCGAAAUUCCCCUCGAGGGCGUUGUUAACGAACAUGCACGCUUCAAUGUCUGGGCUGGAAGUGUCGGUGCGAAACAUCCCCCUCAUAAGCGGAUUUCCCUCGACUAUCGCCUUAGAGAUUCGAACUUUUAUACCAUUCGAGUCGUCGAGAUACUCCAGCGUCUUGAGAGCACACUAAAGAUUGCUAGCCAGCUAACAAGCGGCGAGCAACCGCGAUUUGAACGGGUUGAGCCUAAGUUUGAUCAGUAUCAAGACAAUGGCUCAGACCGAUCAUCGACAACCUCAUCAACUGAUAGCUCUAGCUCUGAUGAUCCUGAUAUGCUGACACCAGAGAGGCAAAUUGCGGUAUUAUAUGAAUCGGUUCAAAAUUCAGUGAGGCACCUAUACUCGCUCGCAAUGGUCAUUAGAAAGCCAGUAGCAACAGAUAGAUUGGCCAGAGCCUCGAAAAUAUCGAUAGACCAUUUCUAUUCAAUAGACCAACGACACAUCGAAGAAUGCUUCCCGGACGCUUCCCCAACGAUGAAGAAACGUUUAGGAAGUGCCAUCAGUCGUCGUCGUCAAUUACUCAUGUAUAAUGAGCAACAUUACCGCAAAUCAUCCGAGCCACAAUCAUCGAAAAGACCCGAAACCGCAGAUUUUUCAACUCCGCAGGAACCUCAAGACAAUAUCUCCGAACAAAUCCCCCAAUCCCCUCCAGAUGCCCUCGAACGCGUGAAGGUUCCAGAUGCGGACACAGUUUAUCAUGCAUCUAGUGUCUUACAAGGAAGCAUCCUGGCAAGCACUGAAGCAACCAAGUUUGCCCCUCCGGCCGAUAUGAAAGAGGAGCCAGAUACUCAGUCAGAAAGCGGAACCAUUUCCACCUUCGGAUUCACGGACGCCGGGGGCGAGAAGCUUUGGAUACCUCCCCGUCCGCAAUACAGUGACGGAGAGUACCUUGAGCAAUUUCUUUGUCCUCUAUGUUUCCAUCUGAUUGAGGUUAGAGGCAUGAGAGCAUGGACGAGACAUGUCUUCCGCGACCUUCAAGCAUACGUAUGUACUUUCGAUAAUUGCAAAACGUCUGAUACUUUAUUUGAGACUCGGCAAGACUGGAUUCAACAUGAGAUGGAAUAUCACAGGCGAGAGUGGCAUUGCAACGAUUCCCAGCACGCUCUUUGCAGCACUGAGAGUGACUUUGUGGCUCACAUGAAAACCUCUCAUAAGCUACAGCUUUCUGAGUCUCAACUACUAUCAGUAGUAAAGCUUUGUGAGCGUCCUAGUACGGCCGAUACCCAUGUCUGCCCAUUAUGUACAGGUGGGUACCGUAAGGUUGAAAAUGGCUUCGAAAAGUUCAAGUCCUCGUCAUAUGUUAGGCAGAUCAGCAGCAGCAUCUUGCCUGGGGCAUUAGACAACGAGAGUCUGAAUAUGGUGAAGUUACCAUUGGGAGAAUUUAACGAAAUCGCAAACGACACGGGCCUUGGAAAGAUUAUCCCGUGGGUCAACUCACUACCUGACGAAUAUGAAUUCCCAGAUGCUUCGAGCCCAAGAGCCCCAGAAGAGCCAUAUACAAGCCAUCCUGCUACCCCGCAAAGAGCAGCAUGUUCGGUCUCCUCGAACAUGCUGAAGCGGCAUCUUGGUCAACACCUUGAGCGUCUUGCUCUAUUCUCGAUUAACAGAUCCAAAUUCAUACCUGAAGAUGGAAAGUCAGUUUGUACAGAGGACGCAGUCGCUAGAUCUGACUCAUCUUUGGGUUCAUUUGAAUCUUGCGGUCGUCCGAACAGUGAUAGGGACUCUGAGGAAGGUCAUGUUGCGUUGGGAGACUCUGUCGAGAACAACAAGGUUGGGUACUCAUCUACGCGGAAGGCACCAAAUUUGGUCCAGCUUGUUCGCGAGACUCUUGUCGAAGGCAGCUUUAACGGAAGAUCAUUCCUCUUUUCACCUGAGGGCAGCCUUGACAGCAUCAUGACUGAGCAAUCGAUACUUCAGGCUUUUUACGAAGCAUAUCAAGUUCCCAGUGAUCUCACAGACAGUGUCCUGACAGAAACGGUAAGUACUAUCCUAAGGGGCAGCAAGAAGUUGCUGGCGAUCUUGGUCCUGUGUGGCUUCGAAAGUAUGAGACUAUAUCGAUUGAUAUCUCUUUUCAUUGAAAAAGGCCUAUCCGAUAAUCGAUUGCCGCUUGAGGAAUCAGUUCUGAGGAUAAUCUCUCGGUCUGAUCUCUCUGACACCCAGGAUAGCCGAGACAGUGAUGCCACUGGCAAAGCAUUGCAUAGCCUUUCUGGAUUUUCUAUUGAUAACUUCUGUCGCAUACAGCAGUGGAGGUUCUGUGCCCCCGUUUUCUCAGCUGAGCAAUGCACCUAUAACCUCCUCCCAAAUACCGCCCUGCCAUUUCUUAAAGAGGCCAACAUGGAAGCGUGGACAGUUGAAGGCGUUUCAAGAUAUCGUAUACAUAAGUGUCAUCUUGAAACAAGUGGCUGGGGAAUGCCCAGGCCAGAGUACGUCGCUAUCAAGCGUGUUAGGAGCCUAAGAGACGACUUCCUGAACAUCAUAAAGGCGCCUUACCAGAAACACAUCGUGAAGCUUUUCGCUGCUUUCAGUCUGGGCGAUUCCGAAACGCAUCUGAUGUUCGAAUGGGCUGAAGGUGGCAACCUUCGGAAUUUAUGGGAGGAGUUCCAGCCAGAGAAUCCGAAUGGGGACUUGGUGAAGGCCGUGAUAGAGCAACUUUCUGGAAUCAGCCAUGCUCUUGCAGAUCUCCAUUCCUGUGAUCUUAGGCAUGGUAGUUUGAAGCCUGAAAGCAUACUCUGGUUCAAAAGCAAAGAUUCCGCAAGAGACCCGAUUGGUAUUCUUAAGAUACAGGGUUUGAGCAUUACAGAUGAACACUCCGAUGUUCGUCAAAUGCAAUCAGAGAGAAGGGUUACAAUAUACGAAUCUGAGCGAUACGAGCCCCCCGAAAAUGGAUUGUUGGGUACACAAACGUUAAUAGCAAGGAUGAGAUCUCGCUCAGUCGAUGUAUGGGCUAUGGGAUGCAUUGCUCUGGAGUUUCUGGUCUGGAUCUUGUACGGCCCUUCCGGAGUGGACACACUCAACAAAAGCAUGGAAAUCAAUUCCUCUGCAUUUGAGCCCGAGGCAAAAUUUUGGCAAGUCGACAACGGGGGAAACAAAGCGGUUAAUGGCGUUGUGGUUAACUUGAUGGACCAAAUUGCCAAGGACCUUGGUCGCAUGACAGGGCAUACUGCCUUGAGUGAUCUAUUGGAGCUCAUCAGGGAUCGUCUACUCGUGGUUGAUCUACUCACUGGCUUUGGGUCGGCCAGGGAAGUCUCAGAUACGGUCAAUGAUAGCGAUUCCCACGGCUCAGGCUCGCACACAGCAACUUCCAUUAGUCCGGCCACGCUUCAGGGAACAAUGGAAGCUCCCGUAAUCACCGUGGCUGAACCUUUCGGCGCACAAGAACAAGGCCUGCCAGGUAAGGGCAAAGAACCAGUCAAGAAAGCAAGAGCUAGGGCAAAGGAAUUCUCGGAGCGUAUGGAUCGCAUCUUGCAUUCUGGCACUCGCGAAGAAUACUGGCUAUUUAGUCCGCCACUGCCGCUUCCGAGUUUAAGGCCCCAUGUUCUUCAUCCAAAUUCAGCAGAGCACAUUUCUUCAAAGGAGGGUAAGGACCCGGGAGUAAGCGCGGAGAUGGGCCGACAGAGGAUCGACGCAAUACAGAGCAGGGCCGGAGACCACAGCCUGUCUGUCAUGGAUGAAGAGAGUUGGAGCGCAAGCCAAACAGCAGACUCGAACCAGCCUAAAAUCAACCAAGGAGGAUCUACUUACACAAUCACCUCACCUGAGAGCAAGAUAGCAUUCGAAGCUCUCAGUUUUGACCUUUCGAGAUUUAAAUUCGAAGCUCCUCAGGAAUUUCAAGCUCUGGGUCACGUUUUGUCACCCAAACAACGACAGGAGGCUGAAGACGGCACGCUACACACCACGGCACGGAAGCUGGCUGCUCUAUUUGGACCAUUGCUUGAUCAAACGCCCAAUCUUUUCAAGGCAUAUGGCAUGAGGUGUUCUCAGAUUGUUUCAAACGGAGACCUCAAUCCUCUUGGUUCCGAGAAAGACGACCUUAUCAUUUCCCAAGAGAAAGGAGUGGAUUGCACUUCGAUAUGGGCCGCGGCGACUUCUGGCGAUCCAGCCGUUGCGAUGCAUCUACUGGCUUGUAUGAUUGCCCGAGCUUGGGGGACCCGUGAGGCUCUCUCUAUCUGGGCUGAAAUCGUUGCCCAACGACAGCAUGAAAUCCGAGAAAAGGAAAGUACUGGCUUGUCGGUGCUGCUAGCAGCAACACAAGAAGUCUCAAGAGGGCAACUGGCUCAAUGGGAUGCCAGCGCUCGGUCUUGGCUCCUAUUUGCAGAUCAGGCAAACGAGAUCAAGGUAAAGCAGACGCAGCUACAGCUUAUAAUUAAGAAUGUGGCGGCUUUGUCUAUCAAUAGCGCCACCAGUGUCUACGAAAAAGUCAUCCAUGCGUGGAAGGGCGCCAUGACACUGGUCGAAAACCUCAUUCAAGGUCGGCCACAGGCGGUACAUGAUCGCGACGUUCUUGUCGGACUGUCUUCUUGGCACCUUUUCCCAGACCUCAUCGUGCUGGGGGACACAGUCACCGAGGUCAAACAAAACGAUCCUCUAAUUGCAACAAGUGGAAUCCUAACAUUAGGCUCUGCUGAAACUCACUAG